This is a messenger RNA of Hypoxylon trugodes, 1032 nucleotides long. RefSeq names its product short-chain dehydrogenase. The record is from RefSeq and is a predicted model, not a curated record. The transcript has 3 exons. The coding region runs from base 1 to 1032 and encodes 343 amino acids. Lineage: Eukaryota; Fungi; Ascomycota; Sordariomycetes; Xylariales; Hypoxylaceae.
AUGGCAAUGCUAUCUCGAGUCCCUUUCCAACUUACCGGUCGCUAUGCCGAACGUAAUAAGUGGGAAGUCGUCAACGGCCCUGGCGACUCUCGCCCAACAGCCUUGGAAGUAAUUGAAGAUGAAGGUCUCGUUAGAACCAUGAGCGACAAAGUUGUCUUAAUCACUGGUGUAUCUUCUGGCAUAGGUCCCGAAACCGUUCGCGCUAUGGUAUCAACGGGGGCUACUAUCUUCGCUACAGCCCGAAAACUUGACCAAGCGCGGGAAGUCCUUGGCUCUUCACUUCUCGAGAAUGGAGCCGUGAAUCUGUUGUUCAUGGACCAGACGGACCUCUCGAGCGUUCAGGCUUGUGCUGCCGAGUUUAGACAGCGGAGUGACGGCAAACUCAACGUCCUAAUCAACAAUGCCAGUGUUAUGAAGACACCCGAAGGUCGUACUAAGGACGGCUUUGAGUUACAGUUCGGGACGAACCAUUUGUCGCACUUCCUCCUUUUCUAUCUUCUCAAAGAUCUCCUGCUCUCUAGCUCGACACCUGAAUCCCACUCACGCGUCGUCAACGUUUCGUCCUCGGGUCAUCGCUAUUGCCCUGUACGAUUCGACAACUUGAAUUUUGAGGGCGAAUAUAACGGAUGGGCUGCAUACGGCCAAUCCAAGACAGCUAUGAUUUAUAUGACAAACCAAAUUGAGAGGCUUUAUGGUGCCCAAGGUCUACAUGGGUAUAGUUUGAACCCAGGCAGCUUUGUAAGCCCCAAUUUGCAGAAGUUCUGCCAAGAAGAGAUGGAAGAGACCAAAAGCGAUGAACGGAAAAUGAAGUAUUUCGUCAAUAUACAACAAGCUUGUGCUACAAGUAUUUACGCGGCUGUGUCAAAGGAUCUAGAGGGUAGAGGAGCCCUAUACCUUGAAGGUGCAUCAGUGGCAGGCCCUGUACCACCAGAUGGUGACGUAAUUGAAUAUGGGUACGGGGAAUGGGCGUAUGAUCGUGAGAAAGAAGAGAAGUUGUGGGAGAUCAGCAAGAAGUUGGUUGGUGUUGAGUGA